Anguilla rostrata (American eel) is the source of this 6356-nucleotide messenger RNA. RefSeq names its product tripartite motif containing 66 (gene trim66). Gene Ontology annotation, molecular function: zinc ion binding; protein binding. The record is from RefSeq and is a predicted model, not a curated record. Bases 1362 to 5159 code for a protein of 1265 amino acids. Gene Ontology annotation, cellular component: chromatin. NCBI's taxonomy places the organism in Eukaryota, Metazoa, Chordata, Actinopteri, Anguilliformes, Anguillidae. The transcript is spliced from 18 exons.
UAAUUUGCGGGAACAUUUUACGUGGUUGCUCUUUUACAGCAAGGUGCGGUCCAGAGAGGACUGAUGGAAAAAAAAAUCUGAUGUGAAAUCGCAUGGAAAUUACUCGGCAAUAAAAAAUACCGGUUAUUUUAUGACCUGCAAUAAGAAAGUGAAGUGCCUCUAAAUAUGUUCAACAAAAAAAUUUAAAAAAUGGGUAAUGCGUUUGAUUUACACGAUCACAUUGGCUAUGCAGGUGAAAAGGUGAACAGUUACAAUAAGGAAAGUAGCCUAUACAAUGACAUUUUAUCGGCUAUUUGUUAUUAUUUGCAUAGCUUUCUAAUCCAAACCUAGUAUCCUGACACAUCUUAUUGAAAGAGUACAGAACGUCCUGCUUGUUUACUCUUUAAUUUGCAGAACUUAUAUUGAGUGUCAGCCGAGAUAUAUGUAUUUUUGUCGUAUUAUCAUUUGAGGAAGAUUAAUAUACAUGACGUAAAAAUCGACUGUGUAAUAUUUAGAGACCAUUUACGUAGCCUAUUUAGAUUUUAUAUGAUGACACGAGGGAAAUAAGUCACUCAGCUAGUCUCUUAGGGCAACGUCCACUUAUUUAUCCUUUUCACGCGGUUUUCACCUGAAGGUGAGGUGCUCCCGUUUGCACCUGCAACACAACACACGCGCGCUUUGGGGGAUGAGGUUGGUGUGGUGGUGUGUUCAAUGAAAUCACUUAGCCUAUUUAUUUAUUUAUUUAAGUUUUUUCUAUUCACGUACAUGUCUGUGAAACUUCCCAUACAAUCUAAAUGCAUGUAUGCCUCAAUCCAGAUCUGACUUUGGUUUGAUCUGUCAAAGUGGGAUGAAAUGAACACGCACGAGUUUUUUGGUGCUUCCGUUGUCUGUUGAGGUUUGUGGUCCGCAGCGCCCAGCCUCGGCUUUGGCAGUGCCAAAAAAAACAUUAACGUGUGGUUCCUUGCUGUCACGCUCCUUCUUAAAUGAUGGGAGUUAAGGCCAGGGCGGGCGUAUAAAGCAGUGAUGAGGGCACGCAUCAACCUUAUUACAACCCCAGUUCUAUAUUUACCGACAGGGAGGUGCUCGAUUUGCAUUCUCACAGGAAACUGAGAUCAGUUUUCUCAGAUACCCUGGCCUCGCCUGUUCCUUACUUUGUUUUUGACUUGCUUCUUAACAAUUGUGGUGCAUCAUCGUUAGAGGGAGAAGGCAAAAAAAAGAAACAUCCAUAGCAUGUAAUUAGAUUAUAGUGGGGCUCCGUUUUGGGACUACAACAAGCACUCCAGAAAACAGGUAACUCUCCCAGCACAGCUGUUUGCUCCAGGCUGCUGUAUGUGGAUAUAUGCAGCACUACACACCAGACAGCUAAACACCCAGGUGUUGACAUGGAGAAGCUUUGCACGCACUGCCGGGAGCCCAGAGACGGCCAGAGCCUUUGCACCUUGUGCAACAAGUGGCUGUGCUACCAGUGCACUGACAUGCACCAGGACCACAGGCCCGCCGGCUCCCUGCUGCAGAUGGACCCGGGCAAGAGGCCAGCUCAGUCUGGCUCUGGGUGCUGGUCGAAUGGCAUUCCCUUCUGUCACUUCCACAAGCAAGAGCCCCUGGACCUCUUCUGUGAGUCAUGUGACCUCCUGUCAUGCAGCAGCUGCCAUCUGGCCACCCACAGGGACCACAGGGUCGUUCACGUGAGAAAGGCCCUUCAGAACCAGCUGUGGCUUUUUGAGAACCUGAUGGUCCAAGUGGAGGACAAGAAGUCCACUGUGGAGAACACGGCCAAGCAGGUAGAAGACAGGUUGCACGGGGUGAAAGUCAUGCAGAGGAAGGCAGAAAACCAGAUCAAAAUGGCCAAGAUGAUCAUGAUAAACGAACUGAACAAACGCGCCAAUCUAUUAAUAGAACAGCUGGAGAAAGUCUCCAAUGAGUUCAGGCAGCGCCUGGAGGACCAGCUGCAGGGCAUGAUCGAGCUCUGCAGUCAGCUGAGCCACGUGCAGAACUUCAUCAGCUGGGCCUCGUCCCACCACCAGAGGAACCCCCUGCUCUUCAGCAAGGAGCUGAUCACCUUCCAGAUGCAGCGCAUUCUGGAGUCGCAGCUGCGCUAUGACCUCGACCCCCCUGUGAAGAUCAAGUUUAACUGGGACGCCAGCCUCUGGACCAAGCACAUUUCCACUUUUGGUGAAUUGACAGCUGAGGGAGGAAGCCGAAGUCAUUCAAUGGGCGUGGCCUGUUCCAGUAUCCUAAAGCCUCAGCCAAUCCCCUGCUCAGCUCUGGCCAGCUCUCUAUGUCCCAGAGCCGUGGAUCAGAGCUGCGGCUUCCAAGCCCGCUUCCAGCCCCAGAUGUGCUGUUCGCACUGCGUGAACGUCCCUGUGGGCCCUGCACCCCACCCUGACCUGCUGAUCGGGAACAGCCGGGGGUCUUCCGGGGAGCACCAGGGGGUCAGGUGCCACCCCAUGGCUGCUUCGUACCCUGAGAGGACAUUGCAGCAUGUCCCGCUGCUGCCGGAGAUGCGGCCUGCGGCGGAGCUGGACAGGAAGCAGCCCGAGUCGAGCGCAUGCACCGUCGCAUGCGCGCAGUCCAGCCAGCCCCUCCCUCCCCAGGGUCGCUGUGACCCCCAGACCCCGCCUCCUCUCUCUACCCACGUGCCCCAGUACCCCCAGACCCCGCCUCCUCUCCCCACCCACGUGCCCCAGUGCCCCCAGACCCCGCCUCCUCUCUCCGCCCACCCAUCCCAGAGCCCCCAGACUCCGCCUCCUCUCCCCGCCCAGUGCCCCCAGCCGCCGGCCCUCGCGCAGAUCGCCUUAGCCAGGCCUCCGGACGACCGUCUGCGCAGGUCCAGCGGCUCGUCCCCCAAGGAGCCGCAGCCCGCGCAGUCCAGCUUGCAGCUCCUGCUGCAGUCGCCCCAUCAGCUGCAGACGGAGCGGCUUCCCGGCAGGCAGGCGCAGACGGCCGCAGACCCCGCGCAGACGGCCGAGGGCUGGAGCGGCGCAGACGCGGACGCGGCCUUCCAGAGGAGCGCGGCGGCCAAGGCCACGCCCUGGAGCGGAGUCGGCGCGGGCCAGCGGCAGACCAGGGAGCUGGCACCCGCCCAGCCCCGAGCCCCCCCUGCUCGCGGGGCCCGCUCGGACCGCCCUGCGGCCGAGCCCGCGCAGCCCCCCCAGAGCGCCAGCGGUUGCAGGGGCCCUGCUUCAGACGAGGCCUUCCCUCCCAAUGCGCCCUGUGUAUCCGGCUCACUGUGGAGGAGGGGGCACAGCUCCCAGAGCUCCUCAGAGGAACCGGCUGCUGCAGCGGCUCCCCUGGAAGCCUGCCCCCCGCUGGUCACCACCAGCAUAGCAGCAGCAGCCCAAGCAGCACAGGAUAACGAUGCCCUGGCCGGUGAGAAGAGGGAGGAAGCAGAGACUGGCAGGGCCGGGCAGGGCGUGGCCCAGGUCAUGACCUCUACCCCAACCCCGAUUUCCUGCUCUCCAGAGCCGCGUUCCUCCUCCCUGCCCCCCUGCAAGGCAAAGCCAGGGAAAGCACAUACAUGUGAAGGCACUGGAAUGACAGAUAGAGCGAGGCUCCGGAUAUCAAGGAAGCGUCGGCAGGAUAUCAGGGCUGCCAAGGAGGGUCCGAAGUCUCAGAAAUUUUCGAAGGGCCCGAAGGCGUCGAAGGCUUCGAGGGUUCCGCUGGUGUGCCUGGAGCGGCUGCGCGUCCGUCUGACGCCCAGACAUCCGGCCGCCACCCGCCCGCCGCUCCGCGGGCGCAGGCCUCGUGGCCCUCUCCCGGAGCCACCAACAGAGGGCGCUGUUGCUCCAGAACCGCCAGGGAGCCCCACCUCUGAGGAACACCACCAAAAGGGAGAACCUGAUGAGAAUGCAGAAGUGCGCACAAAGGUCAGUCAGUCAUCAUCACAAGAAGACUGGCCAAAGGAGCAGCCAGCCAGCCGACCCACCAUCAGCUCUGUAGGAGCAGCUUCUGAUCCUGAGUGGGAGAGAUCACCAGAGGGGCCCUCCCUGCCUCCAGCACCACAGUCAGAUCUGGAGUCAGAGUCUGGCACUGAGCCGCAGUCUGAAUUGGAUCCACAUCUAGAAUCAGAACCAGAUUUGGACUCAGAGCCCGAGCUUGCAUCCGAGCAGCCGCCCGAAUCAGAGCCCAGUCUGGAAUCCGAGCCACAGCCGGAAUCGGACUCGGCCAUGGAACGCGAGCACCGGCCAGACCCGUCCCCAGACCCAUACCGGGAACCCGACCCUGGUUUGGAAUCGGAUGCAGAUUCGGAACGGGAUCUGGAACCAGCGCCCGAUUUGGUGUCAGAGCCAGAAUCUGAGUCAUAUCAGGGCCCAGGAGCGGACGUGGAUUUGGGUCCAGCUGCGGAGUCUGGGCCGGUUCCAGGACCCGCGUCUGAACGAUCGGGACCGGCGAGCAGCGGGGAGCACACCGAUAGGCCGGUGGUGGUGGCAGAAGAGGGUGGGGUCGAAGAAGAGGCGGAGCAGAUGGAGAACGAGGACUUCUGCGCUGUGUGUCGAAACGGAGGGGACCUGCUCUGCUGUGACCACUGUCCCAAGGUCUUCCACCUAUCCUGUCACGUCCCUCCCCUCCUCAGCUUCCCCACAGGCGAUUGGGUGUGCUCCCUGUGCCGGGACGUCCUGCAGCCGGAGAUGGAGUACGACUGCGAAAACACGCGCCUCUCCGUGGAUCACGCGGGAAUGGGUGGGACCGAUGGACUGGUGGACAGCGACCAGCGGAGGUGUGAGAAGCUGACGCUGUUCAUCUCCUGCAACAUCCUCAGCGCUCCCUUCCACGAGCCGGUCAGCCCACUGGCCCGUCAUUACUACCAGAUAAUCAAGAAGCCCAUGGACUUGUCUGUGAUCAGAAGCAAGCUCAACAGGAGGAGCCCGUCACACUACUACAAUCCCCAGGAAUUUGUGGCCGAUUUCUUCCUGAUGUUCAGAAACUGUGCAAAGUUCAAUUAUCCGGACUCCGAGGUGGCCCAGGCAGGCCGCAGUCUGGAGGCCUUUUUCGGCUCCAAGCUGAGGGAAGUGUUCGGCGGCAGAACCUUCCCGGUGCCAGAGGACGACUCCGACAGCGAGGAGUACGAGGAGUUCUACAGGUCAGGUGCGGCCGGCUUCCCCUGGCCGGACAGGAAGGAACACUGUCACAGGAAGAGGAAGAGACGGCAUUCCCUCAACUCAAGGAGGCACCAUGUUUAGCAGGGGCCACACAAAUUUACUAAAAAAAAAAUAUGUCUCGGCAUGUGAUGUUUCUACUAAAGCAACAAGAUUUUUUUUCCUGUAUUAUUUCAUUUUUAGGAAGCACAUAUUUAGACUGAGUUAAUCUUCUCGUUCCUUUCUUACUGAAACUACAUCUGCGCUACUGCAGAUGAUUUUACAAAAUUCGCUUUCUGAUAAAUCCAUGGCUAAAAUAUCUAUUAUCUUAUAUCUUUAUAAAAUCAUAUUUUUAGGGUGUAUCUAUUUAUUGUAAAUAUAUAUUUAGUGGGUCUGCCUGUCAUUCUUACACCAUAUAUUCACUUAAAUUCUCAAUCACCCUGUUACAGUAUGUACUCUGUAUUUGUUAUCUUGGCAGCUAAAAGGAUAAACAUUGUUAAUGAAAAUGAUACAUGCUACUGUUAUUGAUGUAAGAUAUUACAUUUUCAAACCAAAAGCUUGAGGCUUAAGCUUUUUUUUUUUUUCUUUAAUUCUUACACGAUAUGUUGUUAAAAGGUAAGAGAGUAUUUUCCAUCAGUGGCCUGUCCCAAUUCACCACAAGAGCUUUGAUGGCCAUUGAUUUGGGGUUGAAUUAUGGGCACCAGCACCAUGGCAUAAUAUGCCAUUUAGUUGUACGCGAGGACUAAUAAGUAAAGAGAACGUCUGAAAACACUCGGAGCCUUAGAGUCAAAUUGAAGUGAUAUAAAUACAUUUUUCUAUUGAAACAAGCUAAGCUACAUACAUGCAUUUUCAUUUAUGGAGUGUAAUUAGAUUAAGGUUGUUUGAAGCAAGAACGGUUUUAUGAAAUGGCUGUAAUUUGCUCACAUGGCUGCCAUGUUUCAGGAGUUUGAAGGCAAAGGGAAGGUGGACAGAAAGGGCGGGGCUGGUGUGGAGUUCAGUGAGUCCAGCGCCUCCCUGUAAGAGUUUCUGAGUGAGCUUGCUGACACAAGCCUUUGAGAGGGGCAGCUGGCCUGUUUAAUAUGAUGCUUACUUAACCGCUACAGUUAUGAAAAUAUUAAUUGUGUAGACCAGCCUUAUUGUUAAGUAUUUAAUUAGCAAAAAAAAAUGCUCUUUGUUAGAAACUAAAGUGAAUGGAUUUUUAUAUCUAUUACUUAUAAAGCACAUAUGUGUUUCUGAGAAAAGUCAUUGAAAUAUAUCAUGUUGACAUGAGUUGAUGUUCCAAUAAAUUUAGCCUGGAUUGUA